Anguilla rostrata (American eel) is the source of this 2449-nucleotide messenger RNA. RefSeq names its product mitochondrial fission factor homolog B-like. The coding region runs from base 153 to 1334 and encodes 393 amino acids. Gene Ontology annotation, biological process: positive regulation of mitochondrial fission. The record is from RefSeq and is a predicted model, not a curated record. The transcript is spliced from 10 exons. Lineage: Eukaryota; Metazoa; Chordata; Actinopteri; Anguilliformes; Anguillidae. Gene Ontology annotation, cellular component: mitochondrial outer membrane; peroxisome.
ACACACGCCACAUUGGGAGUGAGCGCGUUCAGUUUGUUGUUGAUGAGGCCUAGUUAUACCUUGCCAUGAAAAUGGAAUUCGAGGAUAUCCUACUGUGACCGCUUUUGCUGGGUGGGUGUCGCGGAAGAAGACAUCCGAGGGGGGGAGGACACAUGAACACGGAGAGAACAUGCAAACUCCACACAGAGAGGACCCAGACCAGGACUCAAGACCCAGAACCUCGUUCUCUCAAGGCAACAGUGCUGACCACUACACCGCCAUGCCAAAAAAGAAGAAAAGUGAUGUUCCCGCCCGGUUUCGAACCGAGGACCUUUCGCGUGUUAGGCGAACGUGAUAACCACUACACUACGGGAACUGAUCUGAGGGUGCCGGGAUGUCUGUUGGCAUUUGACUACAGGGAAAAACAAUAUUUCAGAUUAAGCCCAAUGAACGGAGCGGCAUUCCCUUCUCCCACCUCAGAGAUGGCGGAAAUCAACCGCAUCCACUACGAGAUCGAGUACACCGAGGGCAUCAGCCAGCGCAUGCGCAUCCCCGAGAAGCUGCAGGUGGCGCCCUCCGCCUUCGAGGACCCGGAGGGCGGGGCCCAGGACCCCCUGUACAGCGUCCCGAUGCACGUUCCCGAGCGCAUCGUGGUGGCAGGGGACAGUGAGUCCUCGCAGUACCCCCGGCCCCGGGACCUGGACCUGAUCCAGUCCACACCGCUGGAGUCCCUGGCGCUGAAGACCCCGCCCCGGGUCCUCACCCUGAACGACCGGCCGCUCGACUUCAUGGAGAUGGAGCGCUCUGCAGGCCCUGGGCAGCCUGUUGAAGAGGCGCGCUCGCAGACGCGGUCGCGGCGGGAACGUUCCGCCAGCGAGAACGCCCUGGUGCGUCAGAACGGCCAGCUGCCCCGGAUCGACUCCACCGUGACCCCGCCCCCCCCGCGCGCCUGCCCCCCCCUCACUGCGCCCGAGGAUGGAGUGAGCCUGUACAGUGCCCGCGGCGUGCUGUCCCUGAUCCAGUCCACCACCCGCCGCGCCUACCAGCAGGUCCUGGAGGUGCUGGACGACAACCAGCGCAGCAGCCCAAGUUUGAGAGGGGGAUCAGUGUCCACCUCCAACCCCCUCCACGAUUCCAGACUUGGCCUCUCCACGCUGGAAGCGGCGAUGGAAGGGACGCCGGAGGAGAUGGCCGUGGUUGACGCGGCAACGCUACGGCGACAGAUCAUCAAGCUGAAUCGACGGCUGCAGCUGCUGGAGGAGGAGAACAAGGAGCGCACCAAGCGGGAGAUGAUCAUGUACUCCAUCACCGUGGCCUUCUGGCUCGUCAACAGCUGGAUCUGGUUCCGCCGUUAGGGCCCGACCCCCCCCCCUGAUGGGGGCCCAACGCCAGGCCCAGCCCAGCCCAGCCCAGCCCAGCCCGGCCCCUGGGGGGGGAGGGGGGGGGGGGUCCGCCACACCGCUCGAUUCUGUGUCAAAACCUUCGCCAAAAACGUCUGCCUGCACUCAGCUCUCAGCUCCUGCAGGGGGCCGUCCUUGUUGCACUACGUACCGCGGCGCUGCUCAACCCUGUUCCCGGAGGCCUACUGUCCUGCAGGUUUUCGCUCCAACCCUAAUUCGGCGCACCUGAUUCUACUAAUUAUAGCUGCUCAACAAGGUCUCUAGCUGUUGAGUGAGGUGUGGCUUUUGUUAGGGUUGGAGUGAAAACCUACAGGACAGUAGACCUCCAGGAACACGGUUGGGCAGCCCUGACGUACAGCAAGAACUACUGGGCAAGGGGAUCCUUCUUCUCUUUUUACUGUAUGCAGUACUUGUAUAGCUUUAUUUUAUUUUUUUUUAUUUUUUACUUUCACUUUUUUUUAUUAUUAUUAUGAUAAUCUUUCUGAGGUUGAUCGGAUCAUCCAGUGCAUGAUUUUGGUUGUAAAUACUUGUUUGAUUCCUAGCACAAGGUUUUAGUAGUUCAGUGGUGUUAAGCAUUGAGGUGUUUUACCUGUGUGAAGGAGAGCCGGAGCAAAGAUUUGAAGAAGCAAUCAUGAACAACUGGGUGGCUGUAUUUGUGUCAAUACUUGAAGGUGUGUUUAAAAUAUUGUAAAAAUGUGAUAAUAUUCUCAUUUUAUGGGACCCACAAGUCAUUAUCCAUUGUUUGUUCACUUGUUUAACUGAAUUAUGAUUUAAAUAUAUGUGUAAUAUAUUGCAUCUCAAUAUGUAAAGUAAAUUAGUAUAUUGCAUUCCAGUAUGCAAAACAAACCAUACAAUUGCAUACUUGUUAAGUACUUUCCAGUUUUAAGUUCGACUCUUUUCAGGGGCUGGGGGGUGAAAAGUGGGAAAAGUUUAAUUGCCCUUGUGUUUGUGUGACCAGUUGUAAUUAUAAUGUUUUGUUUUGUUUUUUUUCUUUUUGCAUCUAUGUGUAUCAUGACAAACAGAGAAAAAUGUACACAUUUUAUUUAAAUAAAUAGCAGCAAUAGGUGAAA